This is a messenger RNA of Echinops telfairi (small Madagascar hedgehog), 1605 nucleotides long. RefSeq names its product tRNA selenocysteine 1 associated protein 1 (gene TRNAU1AP). Gene Ontology annotation, molecular function: tRNA binding. Gene Ontology annotation, biological process: selenocysteine incorporation. The coding region runs from base 1 to 978 and encodes 325 amino acids. The record is from RefSeq and is a predicted model, not a curated record. The transcript has 8 exons. Lineage: Eukaryota; Metazoa; Chordata; Mammalia; Afrosoricida; Tenrecidae. Gene Ontology annotation, cellular component: nucleus.
AUGCCCAAAGUUGGAUUUCCCCUCCCCCACGCCCUCUGCAGAUGGGAGCUCUUCCCUCCCACCAGCGGACAAGCCGACUCUGGGCUGAGGGCUGGGGGAGACGGUGCUGUCGCGAGUCACACUGCUCUCCGUGCCCCACAGCUGGAGCCGUAUAUGGAUGAGAACUUCAUCUCCAGAGCCUUUGCCACCAUGGGGGAGACUGUCGUGAGCGUCAAAAUUAUCCGGAACCGCCUCACUGGGAUCCCAGCUGGCUAUUGCUUUGUGGAAUUUGCAGAUCUGGCGACAGCCGAGAAGUGUUUGCAUAAAAUUAAUGGGAAACCCCUUCCCGGAGCCACACCUGCAAAACGUUUUAAACUGAACUAUGCCACUUAUGGGAAACAACCAGAUAAUAGCCCUGAAUACUCUCUCUUUGUGGGGGACCUGACCCCAGAUGUGGACGAUGGCAUGCUGUACGAAUUCUUCGUCAAAGUCUACCCCUCCUGUCGGGGAGGCAAGGUGGUUUUGGACCAGACAGGCGUGUCUAAGGGCUAUGGCUUUGUAAAAUUCACAGAUGAACUGGAACAGAAGCGAGCCCUGACGGAGUGCCAGGGAGCAGUAGGACUGGGGUCUAAGCCGGUGCGACUUAGCGUGGCGAUCCCUAAAGCGAGCCGUGUGAAACCAGUGGAAUACAGCCAGAUGUACAGUUACAGCUACAACCAGUACUACCAGCAGUACCAGAACUACUAUGCCCAGUGGGGCUAUGACCAGAACACGGGCAGCUACAGCUACAGUUAUCCCCAAUAUGGCUAUACGCAGAGCACCAUGCAGACAUAUGAAGAAGUUGGAGACGAUGCACUGGAAGACCCCACGCCACAACUGGACGUGACAGAGGCCAACAAGGAGUUCAUGGAGCAGAGUGAGGAACUAUAUGAUGCACUAAUGGACUGUCACUGGCAGCCCCUGGACACAGUGUCCUCUGAGAUCCCUGCCAUGAUGUAGCCAGAACCAGGAAGAAUGAGCUGCGUGCAAGAAACCACUUUUUUAGAAAACUGCAAAUACUUUUUUGGAAUGAAUUUUAAGUUUUUAAUAAUCUGAGAAUGACCACUUGUGCAAUGUUGUUUCAUAUCUAAUACCUGGUUUGCAAACCAAGCUGUUUCUACCUCUUCUGCAAAUGGCUUUCAAACAUUUUUUAUAGUAAACACAGAAUACUCAUGAACACUAAAGCUCUGAAAUUUCCCUCUACCUAGAGGGGAAUUGGAAGAUUUAUCAAUCUUCUGAAAAAAGUUGUACACUGGCUUUUAUUCCUGAGAUCUUUUCAGGGAGCUGGGCACUUAUCCUGGGGUUACAAUAACGAUCAAAGAGACACCCACAACACUAGCUGAAGCUGUGGUCUAAAGCCCUUGGGAAGAUGGCAGUAAUUUUCUGAAAGGGGGUGUAGGCAAAAUUAGGAAAUUAUGUUCUCUAAAAGAAUCUAAGGAUUAAAUGCCAUUUUGAGAAGGUGUAGUCUAAGCCAUGGCAUAUGUAUAUAAUGGCUAAAAAUGUCUAAAAAACUUUUAAGGAUUGAACACCAUUUUGACCUGGAAUAUUUAGAUGGGGACCAAGAAAUUAAAACAAUGCAUCACAUCA